Messenger RNA from Pneumocystis murina B123, 1086 nucleotides. RefSeq lists its product as hypothetical. Gene Ontology annotation, cellular component: cytosol. The transcript is spliced from 3 exons. NCBI's taxonomy places the organism in Eukaryota, Fungi, Ascomycota, Pneumocystomycetes, Pneumocystales, Pneumocystaceae. Gene Ontology annotation, biological process: translational initiation. The record is from RefSeq and is a predicted model, not a curated record. The coding region runs from base 1 to 1086 and encodes 361 amino acids. Gene Ontology annotation, molecular function: protein-folding chaperone binding.
AUGGUAAAAGAUUUAAAGCUUUAUCGAUAUUUGGAAAUUGGUCCGGACGCGGAUGAAAAUGCUAUUCGUAAAGCAUAUCGGAAAUUAGCAUUAAAAUAUCAUCCGGACAAAAAUCCAUCGGGUACAGAGCGAUUUAAAGGUUUUGGGAAGAAUGGGUUACGUUUGGCUCUUGCAUAUGAGGUUUUAAGUGAUCCAAAACGUCGACAAUUAUAUGAUCAAUAUGGGUUGACAGAAGGUCAACCUCAAGCAGGACCAGGUUUUUCGGCGGGACCGGGAGGAUUUCAAGGGUUUUCCGGUCGAACAAGUAAUGGACAAUCGUUUUUCUUUUCCACAGGCGGACCAGAUGGAGGAGCACGAUUUCAUCCGUCAUCGGCGGAUGAUGUGUUUGCAUCUUUUAUGAAAAAUUUUGGUGGUGCAUUUGGAGGGGAUUCGGACGAUUUCGGCAUGGGAGAAAUGUCCGGUGGUUUUGGAAGAUUAUUUAAUAUGGGAGGGAGUGCAGGAGUACAUGGAAAUCAUAUGGGGUUUGGUGGAAAAAAGGAUGAUCCGGAAAGAGAAAUCGUAACAAAGGCACUUCCAUUAACAUUGGAAGAAUUAUUCACCGGUACGACGAAACGUAUGAAAAUAAAACGGAAGGUCUACAAUCAUACUGGCUCAGUACGGCAAGAAGAACGUAUUUUAGAAGUUCAAAUAAAACGAGGAUGGAAGCCCGGUACUAAAAUCAAGUUCGCCAAAGAAGGUGAUGAAAAGCCCAAUGGUACUGUUCAGGAUGUCCAUUUCAUUGUCGAGGAAAAACCGCAUCCGGUAUUUAAAAGAUCGGGCGAUAAUUUGAUCACCGAGUUAAAUCUUACUCUGGUCGAGGCGCUUACCGGGUUUCUAAAAAUGAUUACUACCAUUGAUGGCAAGCAUUUAAAAGUCACAAGUGCCAAUCCAAUACAGCCUAAUCAUGAAGUAUGUUAUCCUGGUCAUGGCAUGCCUCUUUCAAAAGAUCCUUCCACACGCGGAAAUUUAAUUGUUGUUUUUAAAGUCGCCUUUCCAACCACACUUUCUCCUGAGAAAAAAACUGCGCUCAAACAAAUAUUCUCCUAA